AUGUAUGGAAAAUACGGUGCUUCCAGUGGUGUUAAUCCAAGUCUUUGCUGGCCCACUAGACAAGAAAUUGAGGAAAGGCAAGAGUAUGAAGCAGUAGCUUUUCCCUAUACAAUUAAAGAAAUGAUGGAAACAGCUGCCCAACGAAGAAAGGAAGAACAAGUAAGAAUAGAACAGAGGGACAAAGAUGUUGCUGCUAAAUUUCAAAAAUUAGAACAGUGGAAGAAUGAAUUAAAUGCAAAACUUGCCAAAAAAGAGGCAGAUGUUCAGGCAGCAAAGCUCAAAAAACAGCGUCUUGUUGAAGAAGUUAGAAGACAUUUUGGUUUUACCCUAGAUCCGAGAGAUGAAAGGUUCCAAGAAAUGUUGGCAAAACGAGAGAAAGAACAAAAGAAAUUGGAAAGACAGGCAAAACUGGAGGCCAAAGAGAAGAUGAUGAUUGCUAAAUUACAACCAGAAGAAUGUACAGCUAAA
This is a messenger RNA of Iphiclides podalirius (scarce swallowtail), 468 nucleotides long. The record is from the annotation of a GenBank genome assembly. NCBI's taxonomy places the organism in Eukaryota, Metazoa, Arthropoda, Insecta, Lepidoptera, Papilionidae.